UUAGGCAGUAGUAACUGUGCGGAUGCUCAUCCUCGUUUUUUUUAUUACUUCUGAGAUUUUAUUGCUGGCAGCCAGAUGUGCUGAAACUCCUGAGGGCAGCAUUUAUUCCGUGUGUGUUUUUAAGAGGCAUCGAGAAAUAUGAGGAGGCUACAUGAAUGCAGCUCAGCUUCACACUUCAGCUGGGAAUGCCCAGGAAGAUUGCUGCUGCUGUUUGGAAUUCCUGCUCUAGUGAUGAGAAGUCAGUGUGGGUCCUACGGUUUUUUACGACCGAAUUAGAAGAAUGACAUUACAACUAUUUCUCCAUCCCUGCACAUUUAGCUACGAUUUUUAUCGAGACCAGGAGAAAUAUGGAACUUGAUUGCCGUAUCUGCAUUUGAUGGUGACUGCAAAAUAGAUGACUUUUUUGCACAGGUGGUAAGAAGGAAUAGCAGGGAAGAAGGGAAAAAAAAAUGCAAUUUGAGACAUUGCGACAGGUCUGCAAUUCGGUGUUAUCACAUUUUCAUGGGGUUUUCUCAUCUCCAAAUAUUUUACAAAAUGAUCUUUUUGCACAAACGUUGGAUAAUGCUAGAAAAAGAAGUCCAUCAAUACCCAGAGAUCAGAACAGGAGUUUCAAUCAGCUGGAGGAGAGAGACGACUAUCCACAGUAUGCAACAUCAGAUGCUGCAAUGCCAAGAUCACCAUCAGAUUAUACAGACAGACAUUCACAACAUGGGUUGCAACCAUACGAAGAACCUGAAAUCGAUGACUAUAGGGAUUCUAGCAGGAGAAAUCGCAGACGUUCACGGGAAUAUCCUUUAGAGGAAGAUGACAUGCAAAAUAGAGGGGAAUAUGAAAGGCAGCGGAGGGAGGAAGAAUAUCAAGCACGAUACCGAAGUGAUCCUAAUUUGGCUCGUUAUCCUGUCAAACCCCAACCAUACGAAGAGCAAAUGCGCAUUCAUGCUGAAGUCUCGCGUGCACGUCAUGAAAGAAGGCACAGUGAUGUGUCUUUGGCCAAUACUGAAUUGGAAGAUUCCCGGAUUUCGAUGAUGAGAAUGGACCGACCAUCCAGGCAAAGGUCUACCUCUGAACGCAGAGCUGCCAUGGACCAACGUUCGUAUUCAAUGGAAAGGACUCAGGGACUAAGUCCCAAUAGGCAGAGAACUGCAAAUCACAGUCCUCCAACACCUAGGAGGAGUCCAAUACCUUUUGAUAGACCAGAUAUGAGGAGAACUGAUCCAUUAAGAAAACAGCAUCAUUUAGACCCAAGCUCAGCUGUACGGAAGACAAAACGUGAAAAAAUGGAAACCAUGUUAAGAAAUGAUUCGUUGAGUUCGGAUCAGUCGGAAUCAGUUAGGCCUCCACCACCAAAGCCUCAUAAAACAAAAAAAGGAGGUAAAAUGCGCCAGGUGUCAUUGAGCAGCUCUGAAGAAGAGUUGGCUUCUACACCAGAAUAUACGAGCUGUGAUGAUGUAGAGAUUGAAAGUGAAAGUGUUAGUGAAAAAGGGGACAGUCAAAGGGGAAAAAGAAAAACUAGUGAGCAGGCAGUUUUGUCGGACUCUAACAUCUUAUCUGAAAGACAAAAGAAAAUGGUGUGUUUUGGUGGCCAGUCUUUGGAAGAGGACUUGGAAUGGUCUGAACCUCAGAUUAAGGAUUCUGGGGUAGACACUUGUAGUAGCACAACUCUAAAUGAGGAACAUAGCCAUAGUGAAAAGCAUCCUGUAACCUGGCAGCCAUCCAAAGAGGGAGAUGGCUUAAUUGGCCGAAUUUUGUUAAAUAAGCGCCUAAAAGAUGGAAGCGUGCCUAGAGAUUCAGGAGCAAUGCUUGGACUUAAGGUGGUUGGAGGAAAAAUGACUGAAUCAGGUCGACUAUGUGCAUUUAUCACCAAAGUAAAAAAAGGAAGUUUAGCUGACACAGUUGGACAUCUUAGGCCAGGUGAUGAAGUAUUAGAAUGGAAUGGAAGGCUUUUACAAGGAGCCACUUUUGAAGAAGUGUAUAACAUCAUUCUUGAAUCCAAACCAGAGCCACAAGUAGAACUUGUAGUUUCAAGGCCAAUAGGGGAUAUUCCCAGAAUACCUGACAGUACGCAUGCACAGUUGGAGUCCAGUUCUAGUUCAUUUGAAUCUCAGAAAAUGGAUCGGCCUUCCAUAUCAGUCACUUCUCCCAUGAGUCCUGGGAUGUUGAGAGAUGUUCCACAGUUUUUAUCUGGACAACUUUCAAGCCAAAGCCUUAGUAGAAGAACAGCGCCUUUUGUUCCUAGGGUUCAGAUAAAGUUGUGGUAUGACAAAGUUGGUCAUCAAUUAAUAGUCACAAUAUUGGGAGCAAAAGAUCUCCCUUCAAGAGAAGAUGGGAGACCAAGGAAUCCCUACGUUAAGAUUUACUUUCUUCCUGACAGAAGUGAUAAAAAUAAAAGAAGAACAAAAACAGUAAAAAAAACAUUGGAGCCCAAGUGGAACCAAACAUUUAUUUAUUCUCCAGUUCAUCGGAGAGAAUUUCGAGAGCGAAUGUUGGAAAUUACUCUUUGGGACCAAGCUCGUGUUCGUGAGGAAGAAAGUGAAUUUUUAGGAGAGAUUCUUAUUGAAUUAGAGACAGCAUUGCUGGAUGAUGAGCCUCAUUGGUACAAACUUCAGACUCAUGAUAUGUCCUCAUUGCCACUUCCCCAUCCUUCCCCAUAUUUGCCACGCCGACAGCUUCAUGGAGAUAGCCCUACACGAAGGUUGCAAAAUAAAGGCUCAUAUUCAUAUAAUCCAGGAUCCAAAAGAAUAAGUGAUAGUGAAAUCUCGGACUAUGAUUGUGAUGAUGGAAUAGGAGUAGUGUCAGAUUACAGACAUAAUGGAAGAGAUCUUCAAAGUUCAACAUUAUCAGUGCCAGAACAAGUGAUGUCAUCCAAUCAUUGCUCUCGAUCAGGCUCUCCUCAGCGUGGUGACAGUAUAGGAAGAACUAGAUCAUGGUCUCCCAGUGUUCCUCCAUUACAAAGGAAUGUGGAACAUGGGUCUCGAGGGACCCGAUCUACUCCUGCACAUUACAAUACCAUGAAUCGAAUGGAUAGACAUCGAAUAAUGGAUGACCACAACUGUCCAGACAGAGAGAGUCAUUAUCUCACUCUGCCUUGGUCCCAUCACACUCAAUCCAUUGACUACCAUCAUAGAGAUGCCAGGAGGAGUAGGAAGGAGGGAAGAGAGCCUAAUACAUAUGUUGAUGACACGUUUAUUUCCCCUGCUCUCGAAAGGUAUUACAAUGGUGCAAGUUCAUGGGCAGAUCAUGUAGUCAAUGGUACAGCUGAAAAUCACAGGAAUUGGGACCCUAGACUACCAUAUCAAAGAUCCAGAUCAACAGAACAGCGUCCAGUGCUAGAGCGGCCCAGCCCCCGCUCCCGAUCCACUGAGCGUCCUGAGUCAAACCUCAUGAGAUCGAUGCCUUCAUUAAUGACUGGAAGAUCUGCCCCUCCCUCACCUGCAUUAUCGAGGUCACAUGCUCAUUCGGGGUCAGUCCAAACAAGCCCAUCAAGUACUCCGGUGGCAGGACGCAGGGGUAGACAGUUGCCACAACUCCCACCAAAAGGGACCCUGGAGAGAAGUACUCUGGAUAUUGAAGAGAGAAAUCGUCAAAUGAAAAUGAACAAGUACAAACACGUAGCAGGAUCAGAUUCCAGGCUGGAGCAAGAUUAUCAUUCCAAGUAUCGUCCUGGGCGGGACCCUCAACGGGGCUCUGAUAAUGUGUCCAACAAGUCUUCGGACAGUGAUGUCAGUGAUGUAUCAGCAGUCUCAAGAACCAGCAGUGCAUCCCGUUUUAGCAGCACUAGUUACAUGUCUGUGCAAUCAGAACGGCCAAGAGGAAACAAGAAAAUUAGUGUUUUCACAUCUAAAAUGCAAAGCAGACAGAUUGGAGCUUCAGGACAGAACAUAACUAAAAGCACCAGCAUCAGUGGGGAUAUGUAUACCCUAGAGAAGAACGAUGGCAGCCAAUCCGACACAGCGGUGGGCACUGUGGGUACAGGUGGCAAAAAACGGCGAUCCAGUAUUGGUGCAAAAAUGGUAGCUAUCGUGGGACUUUCACGGAAAAGCAGGAGCACCUCACAACUCAGCCAAACUGAAGCAGGUGGUAAAAAACUGAAGAGUACAGUACAGAGAAGCACAGAAACUGGGUUGGCUGUGGAGAUGAGAAAUUGGAUGACACGUCAGGCCAGCAGGGAGUCUACAGAUGGCAGCAUGAACAGUUAUAGCUCAGAGGGAAAGUGAUAUCCAAGUUGGAAUGAUGGACAAAAAGGGACAAUUGGAGGUAGAAAUAAUAAGAGCACGAGGCCUUGUUGUAAAACCAGGUUCAAAGACACUGCCAGCACCAUAUGUAAAGGUGUAUCUAUUAGAAAAUGGAGUCUGUAUAGCCAAAAAGAAAACAAAAGUGGCAAGAAAAACGCUGGAACCGCUUUACCAGCAGCUGUUGUCAUUUGAAGAGAGCUCUCAAGGGAAAGUUUUACAGAUUAUUGUAUGGGGAGACUAUGGGCGUAUGGAUCAUAAAUCCUUUAUGGGAGUGGCACAGAUACUUUUAGAAGAACUGGACCUGUCCAAUAUGGUGAUUGGCUGGUUUAAACUAUUUCCUCCUUCGUCCCUAGUAGAUCCAACUUUGGCCCCUCUUACAAGAAGGGCUUCCCAAUCAUCUCUUGAAAGUUCAACAGGACCGUCGUACGCUCGCUCAUAGCAGCUGUGAACUUUAUCAUAGCAACCAGCGUUACAAAAAAAAUAAAUAUUUAACAGGUCGCAAGCUCUGGUAACACUGCAUGCUUAAUGUUGCGUCUUUGAAGCCUGUUUCUAGGGCUAGAAAGCGAUCCUGUAUUCUCAGAGGAAGUUGCACACAUUGUGCUCUAAAGGUAGUCCUCAGGUGAAGGAGUGGAACUGGAAGAACUGAAUGGUUUGGAGUUCAGUGACACUCAACUUUUAAUCCAAUUUGAAGCCAUGGAUUAAACUAAAGAAUCAAGUUGUCUCAUGCAACAAGAAUCCCUUCAAUGGCACGUCUAUUUUCUUGUUCUCUUUUCUUUACUGGCCCUUUUCUGCCCGCACCCACCCAAGCCUGGUUAUGCCACAGAAAUAUGGAGCUACCCAAAGAAGUUGUGCUAUAAGAAAAAAAAGAAAAGUGAGCUGUCAUUGCAUUCAUUAACAGCAGAGGAAACUUGCCUUAUCAGAAAGCUUGAAGACUUGAGCAGCAGGCUUUGUACCUCCGGCUACUAAUAGAAUCAAAUCCAGUGUGGACUAAGUGAAAAGUAAAAUUCUGUGGCUAUACUGUACUGUAUGAAUUAAAAGACACUUUUUUGCAUGGACACAGAUUAUGCUGAACAUUUAAAAUUAUUUUCUUGGGGCUGCAACUUGCAAAAAAAAAAAAAGAAUAAAUCAGCCAUUUUCAACAAUUUAUAUUAUUUUUAAAAAUAAAUUUCACUAGUGCAUGGUUUUAAAAGGGAGAGAAUGCAACAAGGUGAUAGACACACCAAGUUAUCAUUCUUUAAACCAAUCAUGGUCUGUGUUUUUGCAGACAACAAUGAAAUAUUAAUAAUUUCUAGCAAAUACUCAAAUUAUGUUUAUGUGACAAGAAAUAAAUGUAAUAUAUUAAAUUUAUUUAAAUGUAAAAGGUACAAGCCUUGUAAAGUUCAAAAUAUGUGCAAAUUGUACACUUCUUUCCCUUCUCGUUUCCCCCAUCCUCCUUUUGCCCUCUCGUUGCUGUCCUGGUUCCCAGGACGAUCAUUAUCCUUCGAAAUUGCUACUUUUUGACUUACUACUCUCAAGCUCCCUAUUUGAUUCAGGGAUACAGACUGAUUCUGCAUUUCUGAAAUCUUUGAGAAAAAAAAAAUUGUUUAAGAACUUUUUUCAAGCAUGUUGAAAAGAAUUUUGCAACAUGGCUUGGGGAGUACAUUACAAUAAUUCAGCAUGUAUUUGAUAACAAAUUGAACUUUUUGCUGUUUAUUGUACAGUGCAUGAAAAACUUUUCCCUCUCACCUUCAAAUUGAAUUAUACAGCAAAAUACUGGAAUCAUGUGGCCAUUUGUAAAACGUCUUCAAUAAAUUUGUUUUCAGCACCAGCAUCAUUCAUUCAAAGGUUGAACUAUCAUUUCUAAAUAAAGAAAUAUCAGAGCAGUCUUGGUAAAUAUCAACAUCUUAUCACUUCCAUUGAGCCAAAUAAAUUGCUACCUAUUAAACUCUUCUGUUCAGUUUUCAUAAACUCGGAUGGGGAAAUCAGUGAAUAUGAACUUGACAUUCAAGUCAUAAUUUGAGCUGCAGUCCUGUAUCUACUUAAUCUUUCUAUUAAUGGGAAAUACAUGCCCAAAGAGAUUGCAGAUUUUUUUAAAUUCUUAAACGCCUUAAACAAAAUACAUAACAUUUAUUAAUUUUGACACCCGUCACCAAAAACCUAAAAUGCACAUGUUGCAGGUAUUUGAAGAAACAAACACCUGUUUCCUAUAUCAGGUAAUUUAGGGUAACUGGAAAUGUGGAUAAUUUUAAAUCCAGAUCUUAUUUUUUUCCUGAUAAAAAGAUAUGUAACUUGUUCAUGUUGAAGUAUAUCAUCCUUUUUUCCCCUGUAUCUUUAGAUGCCUUACAGAUCUAUUGUUUAAUGAUGAGGCAUUGCAAUAAUAUUUUAAUAUGUGCAACUAUUAAUUUAAGGCCAUACUCAUGAAUAUUUUACUUUUGUAUUUACAUAUCCCUGUAUGUACAUGAAUUAUAGGAGGGCAAAAGGAAAAAUGGGUAUACUGCCAUUUCUUUUAUAUGGUUCAAUUUUAAAACAGAACAGAAUUCCUUCAAGGUUUGCACAUGUUCCAUGCAUGAGUACCAUUGAAUGUGAAUGGAAUUAAUGCAGUCAAAAUGCUUGGUGAAUUGUACCCUUGCAGUGAUCUCAAACAGCACCUGAACCCCAAAGGGAAUUCUUGUUGACAGGAGUUCUGUUUACGUACCAAACCCUUUUGCAUUCAUAAAAGAAUUACCUAGCUAAGAAGGAUAAUUGAUCUUUUACAAGAUUAUGUAUAGGUUAAUGACGAUCGGUUAAAAACAUAUUGACUGAAAUAAUUUAAUCACCUGUAUGAGCAAUCAAUGAAUACUAACACAUGCAUUAAUCCCUAAAAAUAAAAAAAAACAUUUUUAAAGUGUACGACUCUUUUCCUGAUACUGUGAUAUGCAGUGGGUGCACACUUUAUGCAUAUUCCUAUAAAAUAUUUCUUAAUUCACACAAGGAGGACAUGACAAUAUGGAAAGUGUGUACGUAACUGAUCAUUAUGCAGUAUUUAUUUUUGAUUGUAUU
Messenger RNA from Thamnophis sirtalis, 7250 nucleotides. The record is from RefSeq and is a predicted model, not a curated record. NCBI's taxonomy places the organism in Eukaryota, Metazoa, Chordata, Lepidosauria, Squamata, Natricidae.